Molecule: messenger RNA, 747 nt
Organism: Salpingoeca rosetta
Lineage: Eukaryota; Choanoflagellata; Craspedida; Salpingoecidae
Exons: 7
Coding region: 1-747 (248 amino acids)
Cellular component (GO): RQC complex
Source: RefSeq, a predicted model, not a curated record
AUGUGUUUUGCUUCGCUUGCACGCGUGCAGAACAAUGCUGCCGCUGUGAUUGCCAAGAUGGAAUCGGACGAGAGCGCAAAGCAGGAGACAGAGCAGCUUGCUGAAUGGCGCAAGCAGCAGUUUCCGCACAUGCCGAUCAACAUCCUGCGACACGUCAUCAUGUCUGGCAUCGAGAGCACGGUGGCGCUGCUGCCGCCGGCGAUCCUGAACGGCACCACGUUUGCACACGACCCAAUGCCACCCCCUGACGGCAUCAACGAGUACGAGCAGCAGCAGCAGCAGGAGGAGAUGCGACAAACCCGCCGUGGUCGCCAUGGCAACGGCGGUGAUGGUGGCGGUGAUGGUGAUGCACUUGCACCCUGGCGCGCAUUCCUGCAGAGCUUCAACCCAAACUUCAACGCGGAAGCGACGGAGCAGGACGAACAACGCAUGGCCGAAGCAAGGCAACAAGUGCAUGUGCGUGUGCGGGAGGUGUUUGACCGGGCGCGAGAGGCUGCAACGUCGCUGACGCGCUCACUGACCAACUACAUGCAGCGCCAAGGCGAUGAUGGUGGCAAUGGUGGUGGUGAUGAUGAUGGUAGUGGCGAUGCUGGUGGUGAUGUGGAGGUGGAUCCGGACUACAUGGCAGACCUGCAGCCAGAGGAACUGGAAGAGCUGCUGCGUGACAACAACAACAACAACAACAACAACAGCAACACCGGCGCUAGGCGGGGGCGAGGACGAAACGCAGGAGGGCGGGGACAGUGA